Messenger RNA from Chaetomium strumarium, 791 nucleotides. RefSeq lists its product as uncharacterized. The transcript has 2 exons. NCBI's taxonomy places the organism in Eukaryota, Fungi, Ascomycota, Sordariomycetes, Sordariales, Chaetomiaceae. The coding region runs from base 112 to 564 and encodes 150 amino acids. The record is from RefSeq and is a predicted model, not a curated record.
UAUAGCAUACGCUAAAGCGAAUCAAAACUGACACUCGGACACCCGUAUUCAUCGAAGCGAAGACAGGGAGACAUUCCAGGCACUGGACUUUGGUGCCUACGUCGACUUCAAAUGUUUGAGCAACGAGGCAAGGCAACGAAAAAUUCCUCAGCCGGCGCGGCGCUGCGCAACGCCACCGCCAUGCAGGAGGCAUUCCAGACCAUAGCGAACAACGAACGCGCAGCUGGUUGCUGCAUUGCUGAACCCCUCUGCCCGCCGCCGCGCUCCCGCCCCGGCUCCUGCCCCGGCUCGCCCUGUCGCCAACUUGUUUUCGCGUGCGCGGUCGCCCUCGCUCUCCUACGUGCUCCUAGUCAUUUUACCGAAAUUGAGCGUGAGCGAGAGAAGAAACGCCGCAAGUUCCGUUUUCGCCGCUAUAAUAACAAUUCCGGGAUCUUAAUCAUCACGAUCCCAACCGCACUACACGAGGCCCUUCAUCUAGGACUAUAUGAUCAGUAUCGUGAACAGCUUGUCCAGAAUGGUAAGGGGAGAAGUUGGAUAUCAAUAGGUCCUACGAUACUUCGAUAACAAGGCUAUCCUGGAGAAGACGGCGGAGAAGGCGAUUCGACAGGCGGUCCAGAGCCGGAACGUGUAGGAAUAGGCAAGAAAAAAAAGCUAUGGACCCCUCCGACCUCACCUUCAUCAUCUCAGCCGUCAACGACACCGCCAACAUCACCGCCGUCGUCGUCGCCACUAUCACCAUCACCAUUACCACCACCGCUACGGAGACCGCUACGGCCACGGCGGGGGCGACG